This is a messenger RNA of Lentinula edodes (shiitake mushroom), 682 nucleotides long. RefSeq lists its product as uncharacterized. The transcript has 2 exons. Lineage: Eukaryota; Fungi; Basidiomycota; Agaricomycetes; Agaricales; Omphalotaceae. Bases 64 to 459 code for a protein of 131 amino acids. The record is from RefSeq and is a predicted model, not a curated record.
CAAAACUGAGAGCAGCGCGUUGCAAGCGCCUCGCUUCACGACUUCAUCUAUCUUUGUAUCACCAUGGCCGAAAGCAAUAUCCCCGGGCAGAAUGGGAUUUGCAACGAUAAUAAGAUCAGUACACUGUUUGAAGGCGCUGCCUGGGAUAUCACUAUUCCUUCCUCCGACAACUGGCUGUUUCGUCUACACAAACAGAAUUUGGAAUGUGCUGCAGAUGGGUUCCCCUCGUCGAGCACAUCCACCCAUGGCGAAAUUGUCGCAUUAUCUGACUCCGGUGCCGUGCUGGAGAUUCUGUUUCAAAUUAUUUAUAUCCGUCCUUCGCCAGCGUUGGAAAAGUUAGACUUCCAGGUUUUGGCACUGAUUGCGGAGGCAGCAGACAAAUACGGUAUCUUCAAUGCAAUGUAUGCUGUUCAGUUUGCAUUAAGGUUUAUCGGAUUUUGUCUUUCUCUGCAAGCUUGAUAACAAUGGGUUUCAUGCAAUUUCACGACAAAAUUCAUAUUAUCCUACAUACGAAGGACGUUUUGCGUUUUGCCACGAAAUACCAUUCUCCGUCGAUAAUCGCUCAGGUGCCACUCAAAUUUAUCAUCGACACACCGUUAUCAGAGGUCGACGAUGUUCUCCCUCCGUACAUUUACAAACAUUGGGUAAUAUAUGGCGAUGUUCAUACCGUCCAUUGCAGAGC